UGCAAGCAUUAAUAGAGUAAAUUGUCAAGGUUGAGGUCAGCUUUCAUCAUCUGACUUUCACACGGGAAAGGUUUGACACAUGAAACUAAAUAUGUCUCAAAUUUUGUGUUCCCUAGUGGACAGAAAGGCACCAGGAAGGGAUGUUGUGUUCUUGUUGGAUGGAUCUGAUAGUACUAGAACUGGAUUCCCAGCUAUGCGAGACUUUGUCCAAAGAGUAGUAGAGACACUCAGUGUGGAUGACAACAAGGACCGUGUCUCAGUGGUUCAGUACAGCAGAGAUCCAGCUGUCCAGUUCUAUCUGAACACGUACAGCACAAAGGGCGAGGUCCUUGACACUGUUAAAGGUUUGAGGCACAAAGGCGGAAGACCCCUCAACACUGGAGCAGCUCUCCAGUUCGUGAGGGAUAAUGUCUUCACGGCCUCUGCCGGAAGCAGGCGCCUGGAAGGAGUCCCACAGGUGCUGAUAUUGUUAAGUGGUGGAAGGUCUUUUGACAGUGUUGAUGAACCAGCUUCUGCUCUCAAACAGCUGGGAGUCUUGACCUUUGCAAUCGGAACCAGGAGCUCUGAUAGCAAAGAACUGCAGAAGAUAUCCUACGACCCCAGUUAUGCUCUAUCUGUGUCUGAAUUCACUGACCUUCCCAGUGUCCAACAACAACUUCAGUCUUCCGUGGAAGCUGUGGUUGUUGACGUCACCCCAGAGUCACCAACUGUACCUGUUGACACUGCCAAAAAGGAUAUCGUAUUCCUUCUGGAUGGUUCCGAUGGCACAAGGAAUGGCUUCCCUGCCAUGCGUGAUUUUGUUGAGAGAGUGGUGGAGAAACUCAAUGUGGGACAAAACAAAGACCGUGUCUCUGUGGUCCAGUACAGCAGAGAUGCAGAGGUCCAUUUCUAUCUGAACACGUACACCACCAGAGAGGAUAUUGUGGAUUCGGUCAGAGGGCUGAAACACAAAGGAGGCAGACCCCUCAACACCGGGGCAGCCCUCCAGUACGUCAGGGACAACGUCUUUACAAACUCCUCCGGGAGUAGGCGCCUGCAAGGUGUUCCACAGAUGUUGAUCCUGCUAAAUGGUGGAAGUUCUUUUGACAAUGUAGAUGCCCCAGCCUCUGCUCUCAAACAGCAGGGCAUCUUUGCCAUUGGCAUUGGAACAAGGAACUCUGACAGUAGAGAGCUGCAGAAGAUAUCAUAUGACCCUAGUUACGCUCUAUCAGUGUCUGACUUCACUGACCUCCCCAGUGUCCAAGAACAGCUCUCCUCUGUAAUGAGCACAGUGCUAGUGAGGGCCACGCCCAUGACACCAACAGUAACUGUGGACAGAAAGGCACCAGGAAGGGAUGUUGUGUUCUUGUUGGAUGGAUCUGAUAGUACUAGAACUGGAUUCCCAGCUAUGCGAGACUUUGUCCAAAGAGUAGUAGAGACACUCAGUGUGGAUGACAACAAGGACCGUGUCUCAGUGGUUCAGUACAGCAGAGAUCCAGCUGUCCAGUUCUAUCUGAACACGUACAGCACAAAGGGCGAGGUCCUUGACACUGUUAAAGGUUUGAGGCACAAAGGCGGAAGACCCCUCAACACUGGAGCAGCUCUCCAGUUCGUGAGGGAUAAUGUCUUCACGGCCUCUGCCGGAAGCAGGCGCCUGGAAGGAGUCCCACAGGUGCUGAUAUUGUUAAGUGGUGGAAGGUCUUUUGACAGUGUUGAUGAACCAGCUUCUGCUCUCAAACAGCUGGGAGUCUUGACCUUUGCAAUCGGAACCAGGAGCUCUGAUAGCAAAGAACUGCAGAAGAUAUCCUACGACCCCAGUUAUGCUCUAUCUGUGUCUGAAUUCACUGACCUUCCCAGUGUCCAACAACAACUUCAGUCUUCCGUGGAAGCUGUGGUUGUUGACGUCACCCCAGAGUCACCAACUGUACCUGUUGACACUGCCAAAAAGGAUAUCGUAUUCCUUCUGGAUGGUUCCGAUGGCACAAGGAAUGGCUUCCCUGCCAUGCGUGAUUUUGUUGAGAGAGUGGUGGAGAAACUCAAUGUGGGACAAAACAAAGACCGUGUCUCUGUGGUCCAGUACAGCAGAGAUGCAGAGGUCCAUUUCUAUCUGAACACGUACACCACCAGAGAGGAUAUUGUGGAUUCGGUCAGAGGGCUGAAACACAAAGGAGGCAGACCCCUCAACACCGGGGCAGCCCUCCAGUACGUCAGGGACAACGUCUUUACAAACUCCUCCGGGAGUAGGCGCCUGCAAGGUGUUCCACAGAUGUUGAUCCUGCUAAAUGGUGGAAGUUCUUUUGACAAUGUAGAUGCCCCAGCCUCUGCUCUCAAACAGCAGGGCAUCUUUGCCAUUGGCAUUGGAACAAGGAACUCUGACAGUAGAGAGCUGCAGAAGAUAUCAUAUGACCCUAGUUACGCUCUAUCAGUGUCUGACUUCACUGACCUCCCCAGUGUCCAAGAACAGCUCUCCUCUGUAAUGAGCACAGUGCUAGUGAGGGCCACGCCCAUGACACCAACAGUAACUGUGGACAGAAAGGCACCAGGAAGGGAUGUUGUGUUCUUGUUGGAUGGAUCUGAUAGUACUAGAACUGGAUUCCCAGCUAUGCGAGACUUUGUCCAAAGAGUAGUAGAGACACUCAGUGUGGAUGACAACAAGGACCGUGUCUCAGUGGUUCAGUACAGCAGAGAUCCAGCUGUCCAGUUCUAUCUGAACACGUACAGCACAAAGGGCGAGGUCCUUGACACUGUUAAAGGUUUGAGGCACAAAGGCGGAAGACCCCUAAACACUGGAGCAGCUCUCCAGUUCGUGAGGGAUAAUGUCUUCACGGCCUCUGCCGGAAGCAGGCGCCUGGAAGGAGUCCCACAGGUGCUGAUAUUGUUAAGUGGUGGAAGGUCAUUUGACAGUGUUGAUGAACCAGCUUCUGCUCUCAAACAGCUGGGAGUCUUGACCUUUGCAAUCGGAACCAGGAGCUCUGAUAGCAAAGAACUGCAGAAGAUAUCCUACGACCCCAGUUAUGCUCUAUCUGUGUCUGAAUUCACUGACCUUCCCAGUGUCCAACAACAACUUCAGUCUUCCGUGGAAGCUGUGGUUGUUGACGUCACCCCAGAGUCACCAACUGUACCUGUUGACACUGCCAAAAAGGAUAUCGUAUUCCUUCUGGAUGGUUCCGAUGGCACAAGGAAUGGCUUCCCUGCCAUGCGUGAUUUUGUUGAGAGAGUGGUGGAGAAACUCAAUGUGGGACAAAACAAAGACCGUGUCUCUGUGGUCCAGUACAGCAGAGAUGCAGAGGUCCAUUUCUAUCUGAACACGUACACCACCAGAGAGGAUAUUGUGGAUUCGGUCAGAGGGCUGAAACACAAUGGAGGCAGACCCCUCAACACCGGGGCAGCCCUCCAGUACGUCAGGGACAACGUCUUUACAAACUCCUCCGGGAGUAGGCGCCUGCAAGGUGUUCCACAGAUGUUGAUCCUGCUAAAUGGUGGAAGUUCUUUUGACAAUGUAGAUGCCCCAGCCUCUGCUCUCAAACAGCAGGGCAUCUUUGCCAUUGGCAUUGGAACAAGGAACUCUGACAGUAGAGAGCUGCAGAAGAUAUCAUAUGACCCUAGUUACGCUCUAUCAGUGUCUGACUUCACUGACCUCCCCAGUGUCCAAGAACAGCUCUCCUCUGUAAUGAGCACAGUGCUAGUGAGGGCCACGCCCAUGACACCAACAGUAACUGUGGACAGAAAGGCACCAGGAAGGGAUGUUGUGUUCUUGUUGGAUGGAUCUGAUAGUACUAGAACUGGAUUCCCAGCUAUGCGAGACUUUGUCCAAAGAGUAGUAGAGACACUCAGUGUGGAUGACAACAAGGACCGUGUCUCAGUGGUUCAGUACAGCAGAGAUCCAGCUGUCCAGUUCUAUCUGAACACGUACAGCACAAAGGGCGAGGUCCUUGACACUGUUAAAGGUUUGAGGCACAAAGGCGGAAGACCCCUAAACACUGGAGCAGCUCUCCAGUUCGUGAGGGAUAAUGUCUUCACGGCCUCUGCCGGAAGCAGGCGCCUGGAAGGAGUCCCACAGGUGCUGAUAUUGUUAAGUGGUGGAAGGUCAUUUGACAGUGUUGAUGAACCAGCUUCUGCUCUCAAACAGCUGGGAGUCUUGACCUUUGCAAUCGGAACCAGGAGCUCUGAUAGCAAAGAACUGCAGAAGAUAUCCUACGACCCCAGUUAUGCUCUAUCUGUGUCUGAAUUCACUGACCUUCCCAGUGUCCAACAACAACUUCAGUCUUCCGUGGAAGCUGUGGUUGUUGACGUCACCCCAGAGUCACCAACUGUACCUGUUGACACUGCCAAAAAGGAUAUCGUAUUCCUUCUGGAUGGUUCCGAUGGCACAAGGAAUGGCUUCCCUGCCAUGCGUGAUUUUGUUGAGAGAGUGGUGGAGAAACUCAAUGUGGGACAAAACAAAGACCGUGUCUCUGUGGUCCAGUACAGCAGAGAUGCAGAGGUCCAUUUCUAUCUGAACACGUACACCACCAGAGAGGAUAUUGUGGAUUCGGUCAGAGGGCUGAAACACAAUGGAGGCAGACCCCUCAACACCGGGGCAGCCCUCCAGUACGUCAGGGACAACGUCUUUACAAACUCCUCCGGGAGUAGGCGCCUGCAAGGUGUUCCACAGAUGUUGAUCCUGCUAAAUGGUGGAAGUUCUUUUGACAAUGUAGAUGCCCCAGCCUCUGCUCUCAAACAGCAGGGCAUCUUUGCCAUUGGCAUUGGAACAAGGAACUCUGACAGUAGAGAGCUGCAGAAGAUAUCAUAUGACCCUAGUUACGCUCUAUCAGUGUCUGACUUCACUGACCUCCCCAGUGUCCAAGAACAGCUCUCCUCUGUAAUGAGCACAGUGCUAGUGAGGGCCACGCCCAUGACACCAACAGUAACUGUGGACAGAAAGGCACCAGGAAGGGAUGUUGUGUUCUUGUUGGAUGGAUCUGAUAGUACUAGAACUGGAUUCCCAGCUAUGCGAGACUUUGUCCAAAGAGUAGUAGAGACACUCAGUGUGGAUGACAACAAGGACCGUGUCUCAGUGGUUCAGUACAGCAGAGAUCCAGCUGUCCAGUUCUAUCUGAACACGUACAGCACAAAGGGCGAGGUCCUUGACACUGUUAAAGGUUUGAGGCACAAAGGCGGAAGACCCCUCAACACUGGAGCAGCUCUCCAGUUCGUGAGGGAUAAUGUCUUCACGGCCUCUGCCGGAAGCAGGCGCCUGGAAGGAGUCCCACAGGUGCUGAUAUUGUUAAGUGGUGGAAGGUCUUUUGACAGUGUUGAUGAACCAGCUUCUGCUCUCAAACAGCUGGGAGUCUUGACCUUUGCAAUCGGAACCAGGAGCUCUGAUAGCAAAGAACUGCAGAAGAUAUCCUACGACCCCAGUUAUGCUCUAUCUGUGUCUGAAUUCACUGACCUUCCCAGUGUCCAACAACAACUUCAGUCUUCCGUGGAAGCUGUGGUUGUUGACGUCACCCCAGAGUCACCAACUGUACCUGUUGACACUGCCAAAAAGGAUAUCGUAUUCCUUCUGGAUGGUUCCGAUGGCACAAGGAAUGGCUUCCCUGCCAUGCGUGAUUUUGUUGAGAGAGUGGUGGAGAAACUCAAUGUGGGACAAAACAAAGACCGUGUCUCUGUGGUCCAGUACAGCAGAGAUGCAGAGGUCCAUUUCUAUCUGAACACGUACACCACCAGAGAGGAUAUUGUGGAUUCGGUCAGAGGGCUGAAACACAAAGGAGGCAGACCCCUCAACACCGGGGCAGCCCUCCAGUACGUCAGGGACAACGUCUUUACAAACUCCUCCGGGAGUAGGCGCCUGCAAGGUGUUCCACAGAUGUUGAUCCUGCUAAAUGGUGGAAGUUCUUUUGACAAUGUAGAUGCCCCAGCCUCUGCUCUCAAACAGCAGGGCAUCUUUGCCAUUGGCAUUGGAACAAGGAACUCUGACAGUAGAGAGCUGCAGAAGAUAUCAUAUGACCCUAGUUACGCUCUAUCAGUGUCUGACUUCACUGACCUCCCCAGUGUCCAAGAACAGCUCUCCUCUGUAAUGAGCACAGUGCUAGUGAGGGCCACGCCCAUGACACCAACAGUAACUGUGGACAGAAAGGCACCAGGAAGGGAUGUUGUGUUCUUGUUGGAUGGAUCUGAUAGUACUAGAACUGGAUUCCCAGCUAUGCGAGACUUUGUCCAAAGAGUAGUAGAGACACUCAGUGUGGAUGACAACAAGGACCGUGUCUCAGUGGUUCAGUACAGCAGAGAUCCAGCUGUCCAGUUCUAUCUGAACACGUACAGCACAAAGGGCGAGGUCCUUGACACUGUUAAAGGUUUGAGGCACAAAGGCGGAAGACCCCUCAACACUGGAGCAGCUCUCCAGUUCGUGAGGGAUAAUGUCUUCACGGCCUCUGCCGGAAGCAGGCGCCUGGAAGGAGUCCCACAGGUGCUGAUAUUGUUAAGUGGUGGAAGGUCUUUUGACAGUGUUGAUGAACCAGCUUCUGCUCUCAAACAGCUGGGAGUCUUGACCUUUGCAAUCGGAACCAGGAGCUCUGAUAGCAAAGAACUGCAGAAGAUAUCCCACGACCCCAGUUAUGCUCUAUCUGUGUCUGAAUUCACUGACCUUCCCAGUGUCCAACAACAACUUCAGUCUUCCGUGGAAGCUGUGGUUGUUGACGUCACCCCAGAGUCACCAACUGUACCUGUUGACACUGCCAAAAAGGAUAUCGUAUUCCUUCUGGAUGGUUCCGAUGGCACAAGGAAUGGCUUCCCUGCCAUGCGUGAUUUUGUUGAGAGAGUGGUGGAGAAACUCAAUGUGGGACAAAACAAAGACCGUGUCUCUGUGGUCCAGUACAGCAGAGAUGCAGAGGUCCAUUUCUAUCUGAACACGUACACCACCAGAGAGGAUAUUGUGGAUUCGGUCAGAGGGCUGAAACACAAAGGAGGCAGACCCCUCAACACCGGGGCAGCCCUCCAGUACGUCAGGGACAACGUCUUUACAAACUCCUCCGGGAGUAGGCGCCUGCAAGGUGUUCCACAGAUGUUGAUCCUGCUAAAUGGUGGAAGUUCUUUUGACAAUGUAGAUGCCCCAGCCUCUGCUCUCAAACAGCAGGGCAUCUUUGCCAUUGGCAUUGGAACAAGGAACUCUGACAGUAGAGAGCUGCAGAAGAUAUCAUAUGACCCUAGUUACGCUCUAUCAGUGUCUGACUUCACUGACCUCCCCAGUGUCCAAGAACAGCUCUCCUCUGUAAUGAGCACAGUGCUAGUGAGGGCCACGCCCAUGACACCAACAGUAACUGUGGACAGAAAGGCACCAGGAAGGGAUGUUGUGUUCUUGUUGGAUGGAUCUGAUAGUACUAGAACUGGAUUCCCAGCUAUGCGAGACUUUGUCCAAAGAGUAGUAGAGACACUCAGUGUGGAUGACAACAAGGACCGUGUCUCAGUGGUUCAGUACAGCAGAGAUCCAGCUGUCCAGUUCUAUCUGAACACGUACAGCACAAAGGGCGAGGUCCUUGACACUGUUAAAGGUUUGAGGCACAAAGGCGGAAGACCCCUCAACACUGGAGCAGCUCUCCAGUUCGUGAGGGAUAAUGUCUUCACGGCCUCUGCCGGAAGCAGGCGCCUGGAAGGAGUCCCACAGGUGCUGAUAUUGUUAAGUGGUGGAAGGUCUUUUGACAGUGUUGAUGAACCAGCUUCUGCUCUCAAACAGCUGGGAGUCUUGACCUUUGCAAUCGGAACCAGGAGCUCUGAUAGCAAAGAACUGCAGAAGAUAUCCCACGACCCCAGUUAUGCUCUAUCUGUGUCUGAAUUCACUGACCUUCCCAGUGUCCAACAACAACUUCAGUCUUCCGUGGAAGCUGUGGUUGUUGACGUCACCCCAGAGUCACCAACUGUACCUGUUGACACUGCCAAAAAGGAUAUCGUAUUCCUUCUGGAUGGUUCCGAUGGCACAAGGAAUGGCUUCCCUGCCAUGCGUGAUUUUGUUGAGAGAGUGGUGGAGAAACUCAAUGUGGGACAAAACAAAGACCGUGUCUCUGUGGUCCAGUACAGCAGAGAUGCAGAGGUCCAUUUCUAUCUGAACACGUACACCACCAGAGAGGAUAUUGUGGAUUCGGUCAGAGGGCUCAAACACAAAGGAGGCAGACCCCUCAACACCGGGGCAGCCCUCCAGUACGUCAGGGACAACGUCUUUACAAACUCCUCCGGGAGUAGGCGCCUGCAAGGUGUUCCACAGAUGUUGAUCCUGCUAAAUGGUGGAAGUUCUUUUGACAAUGUAGAUGCCCCAGCCUCUGCUCUCAAACAGCAGGGCAUCUUUGCCAUUGGCAUUGGAACAAGGAACUCUGACAGUAGAGAGCUGCAGAAGAUAUCAUAUGACCCUAGUUACGCUCUAUCAGUGUCUGACUUCACUGACCUCCCCAGUGUCCAAGAACAGCUCUCCUCUGUAAUGAGCACAGUGCUAGUGAGGGCCACGCCCAUGACACCAACAGUAACUGUGGACAGAAAGGCACCAGGAAGGGAUGUUGUGUUCUUGUUGGAUGGAUCUGAUAGUACUAGAACUGGAUUCCCAGCUAUGCGAGACUUUGUCCAAAGAGUAGUAGAGACACUCAGUGUGGAUGACAACAAGGACCGUGUCUCAGUGGUUCAGUACAGCAGAGAUCCAGCUGUCCAGUUCUAUCUGAACACGUACAGCACAAAGGGCGAGGUCCUUGACACUGUUAAAGGUUUGAGGCACAAAGGCGGAAGACCCCUCAACACUGGAGCAGCUCUCCAGUUCGUGAGGGAUAAUGUCUUCACGGCCUCUGCCGGAAGCAGGCGCCUGGAAGGAGUCCCACAGGUGCUGAUAUUGUUAAGUGGUGGAAGGUCUUUUGACAGUGUUGAUGAACCAGCUUCUGCUCUCAAACAGCUGGGAGUCUUGACCUUUGCAAUCGGAACCAGGAGCUCUGAUAGCAAAGAACUGCAGAAGAUAUCCCACGACCCCAGUUAUGCUCUAUCUGUGUCUGAAUUCACUGACCUUCCCAGUGUCCAACAACAACUUCAGUCUUCCGUGGAAGCUGUGGUUGUUGACGUCACCCCAGAGUCACCAACUGUACCUGUUGACACUGCCAAAAAGGAUAUCGUAUUCCUUCUGGAUGGUUCCGAUGGCACAAGGAAUGGCUUCCCUGCCAUGCGUGAUUUUGUUGAGAGAGUGGUGGAGAAACUCAAUGUGGGACAAAACAAAGACCGUGUCUCUGUGGUCCAGUACAGCAGAGAUGCAGAGGUCCAUUUCUAUCUGAACACGUACACCACCAGAGAGGAUAUUGUGGAUUCAGUCAGAGGGCUCAAACACAAAGGAGGCAGACCCCUCAACACCGGGGCAGCCCUCCAGUACGUCAGGGACAACGUCUUUACAAACUCCUCCGGGAGUAGGCGCCUGCAAGGUGUUCCACAGAUGUUGAUCCUGCUAAAUGGUGGAAGUUCUUUUGACAAUGUAGAUGCCCCAGCCUCUGCUCUCAAACAGCAGGGUAUUUUUGUCAUUGGCAUUGGAACAAGGAACUCUGAUAUUAGAGAGUUGCAGAAGAUAUCGUAUGAUCCUAGUUAUGCUCUUUUAGUGCCUGAGUUCACUGACCUGCAAAGUGUCCAAGAACGGCUCUCUUCUGUAAUGAGCACAGUGUUAGUGAGGGCUACGCGCAUGACACCAACAGUAACUGUGUACAGAAAGCCCCCCGGAAGGGAUGUUGUGUUCUUGUUGGAUGGAUCUGAUGAUACUAGAACUGGAUUCCCAGCUAUGCGAGACUUUGUCCAAAGAGUAGUAGAGACACUCAGUGUGGAUGACAACAAGGAUCGUGUCUCAGUGGUUCAGUACAGCAGAGAUCCAACUGUCCAGUUCUACUUGAACACGUACAGCACAAAGGGCGAGGUCCUUGAUACUGUCAGAGGCUUGAGGCACAAAGGCGGAAGACCCCUCAACACUGGUGCAGCUCUCCAGUAUUUAAGGGAUAAUGUCUUCACGGCCUCUGCCGGAAGUCGGCGCCUGGAAGGAGUUCCACAGGUCCUAAUAUUGUUAAGUGGUGGAAAGUCUUUUGACAGUGUUGAUGAACCAGCUUCUGCUCUCAAACAGAUGGGAGUCUUGACCUUUGCAAUUGGAAGCAGGAGCUUUGAUAGCCAAGAAUUGCAGAUGAUAUCCUACGAUCCUAGUUAUGCUCUAUCUGUGUCGGAAUUCACCGACCUUUCCAGCGUCCAACAACAACUUCAGUCUUCCGUGGAGGCUGUGGUUGUUGACAUCACCCCAGAAUCACCAACUUUACCUGUGGACACUGCCAAAAAGGAUAUUGUGUUUCUUUUGGAUGGUUCUGAUGGCACAAGGAAUGGCUUCCCUGCCAUGCGUGAUUUUGUUGAGAGAGUGGUGGAGAAACUCAAUGUUGGACAAAACAAGGACCGUGUGUCUGUGGUCCAGUACAGCAGAGAUGCAGAGGUCCAUUUCUAUCUGAACACGUACACCACAAGAGAAGAUAUUGUGGAUUUGGUCAGAGGGCUGAGACACAGAGGAGGCAGACCCCUCAACACCGGGGCAGCCCUCCAGUACGUCAGAGACAACGUCUUUACAAACUCCUCCGGGAGUAGGCGCCUGCAAGGUGUUCCACAGAUUUUGAUCCUGCUAAAUGGUGGAAGUUCUUUUGACAAUGUCGAUGCCCCAGCCUCUGCUCUCAAACAGCAGAGCAUCUUUGCCAUUGGUAUUGGAACAAGGAACUCUGACAGUAGAGAGCUGCAGAAGAUAUCAUAUGACCCUAGUUACACUCUAUCAGUGUCUGACUUCACUGACCUCCCCAGUGUCCAAGAACAGCUCUCCUCUGUAAUGAGCACAGUGCUAGUGACAGCCACGCCCAUGACACCAACAGUAACUGUGGACAGAAAGGCACCAGGAAGGGAUGUUGUGUUCUUGUUGGAUGGAUCUGAUGGUACUAGAACUGGAUUCCCAGCUAUGCGAGACUUUGUCCAAAGAGUAGUAGAGACACUCAGUGUGGAUGACAAUAUGGACCGUGUCUCAGUGGUUCAGUACAGCAGAGAUCCAGCUAUCCAAUUCUAUCUGAACACGUACACCACAAAGGGCGAGGUUCUUGACUCUGUCAGAGGCUUGAGGCACAAAGGUGGAAGACCCCUCCACACUGGAGCAGCUCUGCAGUAUUUGAUAGAUAAUGUCUUCACGGCCCCUGCCGGAAGCAGGCGACUGGAAGGAGUCCUACAGGUCCUAAUAUUGUUAAGUGGUGGAAGGUCAUUUGACAGUGUUGAUGCACCAGCUUCUGCUCUCAAACAGCUGGGAGUCAUGACCUUUGCAAUCGGAACCAGGAGAUCUGAUACUGAAGAACUAGAGAAAAUAUCCUAUGACCCCAGUUAUGCUCUAUCUGUGUCCGAAUUCACUGACCUUCCCAGUGUCCAACAGCAACUUCAGUCCUCCUUGGAGGUUGUCGUUGUUGACUUCAAGAAAACUGUCUCAGAGUUGACCCCAGAAUCACCAACUGUACUUGCUGAGUUGCAAGGUCCUCGGAAAGAUGUCGUCUUCCUUGUCGAUGGAUCUGAUGGUGUUGGACUGGAAUUUCCUAUCAUCCAGGAGUUCAUCCGCAGGGUUGUGGAGAGUCUCAAUGUGGGCGAGAGUAAGAUCCGGAUUGGCGUUGUCCAGUAUGGUGACUAUGCACAGGUUGACAUGUAUCUGAACACACAUACAACCAAACAAGGUGUUUUGAAUGCCAUCAAGGGAAUGAGGCAGCGAGGUGGAAGACAACGAAACCUGGGUCAGGCCUUGGAGUUUGUCGGUCGGGAUGUUCUAACAGCAGCACGAGGUAGCAGGAAGGAAGAGGGUAUACCACAGUUUUUAAUCGUCGUCUCCAGUGGGUCUUCAACAGAUGACACUAGUCGUGCAGCAUCUUCCCUCAAACAAUCUAGAGUUCUUCCCUUCAGCAUUGGGACCAGGGAUAUUAACCCUAGAGAGCUCCAGGUGGUGUCAUACGUGCCUAACUUUGCCUACACAAUAGAUGACCUCCCUGGCCUGUACACAGUCCAAGAAAACUUAAUCACCACUCUCACUGAGUUGUCAGAUGAUGACAUUGCCAGGAUGCGUCCAGAAUUUCAAGUCUAUGAUGUAAUCACACCUGCAAGAGGAGAAAAGAGGGAUGUCGUAUUUCUGAUUGACGGCUCGACAGCAACGCGUAGUGAGUUCUCUUCCAUCCGUGAAAUGAUAAGAAGAGUUGUGGAGAAGCUGGAUGUAGGACUGGAUAAUGUCCGAGUUUCAGUGGUACAGUACAGUGAUGACGCAAAAGUAGAAUUUCUUCUGAAUGAAUACUCCACCAAAGAUGAGGUACGCCAGGCUGUGACGAAACUUCGAAGCAAAGGUGGAAACCGUCUAAACACAGGUCAUGCUCUUGAAUGGGUCUCCAGAAACAUUUACCAGAGGUCAGCAGGAAGCCGCAUUGAAGAUGGUGUGCCUCAGUUCCUUAUUCUAGUUACAGGUGGCAAGUCUACAGAUGAUGUAUCCACUCCAGCUGACCAACUUAAGAGAAACCACAUUGCACCUCUUGCUAUUGGCUCAAGGAAUGCAGAUACUGAUGAACUGAAACAGAUUUCCCUGAGGCCCGAACUUGUAUAUACAGUUGACAGUUUCCAGCAGCUUCCAAGAGUGGAGCAGCAACUCAUUGAUUCAGUCAAAAAAAUAUCCACGGCUGAUAUCAUCAGUAGCUAUGUCCCUUCCCCUGUGGACACAGUUAACUUAAAUCUCGGGAGAAAGGACAUUAUUUUCCUUAUUGAUGGCUCAGACAAUACAGGUGCUGCUGGUAUUGCUCAUAUCCGUGACUUCAUCCUCAACACUGUCCAACAACUUGAUGUGCAGCCUGAUCAAGUGCGUGUGGCUGUUGUCCAGUACUCAGACAAAGUUAAAACAGAGUUCUCUCUCAACUCACACAACAACAAGCCAGCUGUUAUCUCUGCUAUCAAGAGACUUCGUCAAAUGGGUGGUCGGUCAUCAGAUCUGGCCGAUGCCAUUGAGUAUGUCAUACAGAAUGAGUUAAAACCCGCUUCUGGUGUUCGUUUGGCUGAGGCCUCCCAGCAUCUUGUGGUUCUCACAGGUGGACGUUCCCCUCAAGAUGUUUCUAUCUAUGGACCUCUGCUGAAGGGCUCCAGGGUCAACUGCAUUGGUAUUGGAGCUAGUGGUGCUGAUGCAAGGCAACUAGCCCAAAUUUCCACUACAUCAGAGGAUGUCCUUCAGGUUCCUUCAUUCCCUGGCCUGCCACAGAUCAAAGAAAGGUUUAUUGCCAGGUUGAGUGGGACCAUCCCUGAGGAACCACCCACAAUCUAUGAUGCUACAACACCAGACCUGCCUCCAUCUAAAAAGGCUGAUAUAGUGUUUUUGGUGGAUGGCUCUAUUAACUUGGGCAAGGACCACUUCAAUGAAGUGAUGUCGUUUAUCAUCAACCUAAUUGAUCUGUUCUUCACUGAGAGAGACAACCUGAGGAUUGGCCUGGCACAUUAUGCCAUAGACGUAACUGAUGCCUUCUACCUCAACACCUACAAAAACAGGCAAGACAUUGUUAGUGCUAUUGGACGAGUGGAGUACAAAGGUGGACGAAGAAUUAACACUGGUGCAGCCAUUCGCCACAUUCAAAAUGUUCACUUCACCAAAGAAAAGGGCAGUAGGAAGGAUGAAGGUACUCCUCAGAUCCUAAUGGUUAUCACUGGAGGACGCUCAGCUGAUGAUAGCAAAACAGCAGCCCUUGGUCUGAAGAAAACUGGUGUGAGAAUAUUUGCUGUAGGAGUGGGUGACAUUGAGAAUGAGUUAGAAAACCUAGCAAGCGAGUCCUCCACUGUGGCUCGAGCAAGCACCUUUACUGAGCUUUCAGAGCUCAAUGAGCAAAUCCUGGAAACUUUGGAUGAUGAAGUGAAGGGGAAGCUGUGUGUUGGUGUGCCAGAACCUGCUAAAACCUGCAGUGUAGAAGUGUUGGUGGGCUUUGAUGUUGACGCCCAGAAUAUCUUCAGUGCUCAAACCAACCUCCAGAGCAAGAUGGGUGCCAUUCUGCAGAGGAUUUCCAAGAUGGUACCUAUCAGUUGCUCAUCAGGGCAGAUUCCCUCUGUGCAAGUGGGCAUGCUGGCCAUGGACUCUGCCUCUGAGCCUGUCCUCCUGGAAUUCACAGACAACGCUGAUGAGCUGUUUGAAGACUUCAGAGCCCUACGCAAUCGUGGCCCCUUUGUCCUCAAUGGCAGGACCAUCUCAGCUUACACAAAUAGGUUCAAAACCAGACAGAAUGAUGCUGUGAAGGUUGUCAUUCAUCUGACUGAUGGUCUUGAUGCCCCAUUGUCUGAAAUGAAAAGACGAGUUGAUGAACUUCAGCUGUCAGGAGUGAAGAGUUUAAUCCUUGUCGGGCUGGAGCGGGUGCCUAAGUUUGAGGAAGCUUCGUUCCUGGAAUUUGGGAGAGGUUUCAGGUACACAAGACCCCUACGAGUCAAUAUCAUGGACUUGGACUAUGAGCUAGCAGAAGAACUGGACAAUAUUGCAGAGAGGGAGUGCUGUGCAGUGCCAUGCAAAUGUACCGGCACCAGGGGACCCCGAGGGGGAGUUGGACCUCCAGGGCCUAAGGGUAGUUCAGGAUUACCAGGAAGCCAAGGACAUCCUGGAGAUGAGGGUGGACCUGGAGAGAGAGGUCCUCCUGGUGUAAAUGGAACUCAGGGUUUCCAGGGAUGUCCUGGGCAGAGGGGUGUCAAGGGUUCUCGUGGCUACUCAGGAGAAAAGGGUGAAUUUGGAGAAAUUGGCCUUGAUGGCAUCAACGGAGAAGAGGGCAAAAGUGGAGUGGGUGGACCCCCAGGAGACCGAGGAAACUCUGGCAGAAGAGGUCCUAAAGGUGCCAAAGGACAAUCAGGAGACAUAGGGGAAAUGGGAAUCAGAGGAGACCCUGGUACAAGUGGACAGGAUAACAACCGCGCAGGACCUAAAGGAGACCCUGGUGAUGCUGGACCAGCGGGAGACCCUGGUCAGGAUGGAAAGAGGGGAACACCUGGAGAAGCUGGAAGACGGGGUCCCGAUGGCAGAAGAGGCCCGCCUGGACAAGCUGGAAAUCCCGGAAAUCCAGGAGCUGAUGGUGUUCAGGGAGAGCCUGGUAUUGGAGGAUCUAGAGGUCCAGCUGGACCAAAUGGUGCACCGGGACCCAGAGGAGAAGAUGGGAACCCAGGACCCAGGGGUCCCGGAGGUAUCCCAGGUCCUGCUGGAGAUAAGGGCAGAAGAGGACCUCUUGGUCGCAAGGGAGAGCCAGGAGAGCCCGGACCUAAAGGUGUUAUAGGACCCCUUGGCCCCCGUGGAGAGUCUGGUGAAGAUGGCAGAGAUGGGUUUGGUGUCGCAGGGCCCAAAGGAAGAAAGGGUGAUGACGGUUUCCCAGGAUUCCCAGGACCAAAGGGAGCAGCUGGUGAAGCCGGCACCAAGGGCGGACCUGGACCCAGAGGAAAUCGUGGACAGAGGGGUGUCUCUGGGGAUAUUGGUCCACCCGGACAGAAAGGAGAGGUUGGAUAUCCUGGGGCAUAUGGUCAGAAAGGACCGAGAGGACAAGGUGUUGUGCAAUGUGACCUGGUCAAGAAGAUCAGAGAAAACUGUCCUUGCUGUUACGGUCAGCAGGAAUGUCCGCUCUACCCCACUGAGUUGGCCUUUGCCCUGGAUGCCUCUCAGGGCAUUGGCCGUCCUAUAUUCAACAACAUGCGUGACACAGUCCUGAGUCUUGUCGAAAACAUCACCAUCACUGAGAGCAACUGUCCAAGAGGAGCACGCGUUGCUUUGACCCUGUACAACAACGAAGUGACCACUGAGAUCCGGUUCGCUGAUAGGCUGAAGAAACGUGAACUGGUACAGCGCAUUGAGGGAUUGCAGCCCCUGCAGACACGCAAGGAACGCAGCAUGCACACGGCCAUGAAGUUUGUGGCCCAUAACACCUUCAAACGGGUGCGCAGUGGCUUCCUCACGAGGAAGGUGGCCAUCUUCUUUGUCGGUAGCCAGGUCAAGGACACACAAGAAAUUACGAAUGCAGCUCUCCGCCUCCAUGAUUCUGGAAUUGCCACUCUGUUCUUAGUCAGCCGUGAAGACAGACAACUUAGCAGAGCAUUGCAGGUCAACAACACUGCUCUGGCCCAGGUAAUUGUACUUCCCAGCGCUGGAAGUGCACAGUACAAUUCAGUCCUCCAAAAGGUUAUGAACUGCCAUGUCUGCCUAGACGUCUGCUCUCCAGACCAGAUUUGUGACUAUGUGCCCCCAUCGGCCAGCCGAGAUAAGCGAUCUUUCACCACGGACGUGGAUAUCGACAUGGCUUUUGUCAUGGACAGCUCUGAGUCUACAUACCCAGCCGUCUUCACUGAGAUUAAACGCUACAUAGCGCACAUGGUGGAGCACCUACAAGUGUCUUCAAAUCCCAAAUCAUCUGUUCAUCAUGCUAGAGUGUCAGUGAUCCAGCAAGCACCUUAUGAGUUCCUUUACAACCAAUCUGGCUCUCCCAUCCAUGUGGAUAUUGGCUUGACCGAUCACCAUUCCUCUCAGAAUAUUGUCAAAUUUCUGCUGGAGAAGACACCGCAGCUAGAAGGUGGCCGAUCACUGGUAGCGGCUAUUCAAUCGACAGUGGAACAGGUGUUUGAGAAGGCGCCUCUCCAACGUAACCGGAAAGUACUCGUGCUCUUUGUGACAGGAAGUGUGGAAGAGGAAGGGCAGCAGCUGGUGCGUAUUGCUACUGAGAUCAAGUGCAGAGGCUACUUCCUGGUCAUCAUGGGUGUGAGUGAAACACUGAGUGCUGGAGAUGUCCGUGUCUUGUCAAGCAUGGCCAGUGAGCCUUCAGAUGUCUUCUUCAAGAGGCUGGACAGCCUCUCACACUUUUAUGAUAAACACAUUCAGACCUUUGGCCAGCUUCUGCCAAAAUACAUCAGCAUCGAAAAUGCUUUCUACAUGUCCCCUGAAGUCUCCAAAAACUGCACGUGGUUCCAGAGUGACCAGCCACUAAAAAACCCUUUUACAUCGACCCACCAACAGGAGAAACAUCAGAAACAUCAGAAACAUCAUGAGAAUCACCAAGCAGUUCAUCCAGUAAAGCACAAAGACGCAGAUGAGCUACACGUCUCUAACAUCACUUCCAGCAGCAUUAAAUUACGUUGGACCAGCCCAGACCCCAAGCUCUUUGUCUACUUUGAGGUGGUGGUGACACGGCUGAAUGACCAUACCCUGGCACUGAAGACCAACGUGUCAGGCACAGAGCUUACUGUGGACAACUUAGAGAGUGCUCAGUCAUAUCACGCUGUGGUCACAGCUCACACUGCAGAUGGUCACAUUGUCUCCACCCGCAAAGGCAUCGUCACUACCAAAGCAGCAGAGCAUAAACCAGCCAGCCAAGGUACCAGUACUGUAAAUACCACACCACUGGACAGACCAGAGACUGACCCAUGCUCAUUUGACUAUGACGCUGGAAUGCCAUGCAAAGACUAUCAGGCUAAGUGGUUCUUUGACAGAAGGUACAGCGUCUGUAGCCAGUUCUGGUAUGGAGGUUGUGGAGGCAAUGACAAUAGGUUCGACACUGAGGCCCUCUGCUUGAAACGCUGCAUGAGGUCAGUGCCAGAGUCAAAGCCUCAGCCCAAAGUGCAACAGGUUGAGCAGGUGGAGAUCCUCCCGGCUCCUGCGGCCUCUACAGCUGUGGACAUUUGCCAGCUUCCCAAAGAGGAAGGUACUUGUGCCAAAUUUGUCCUCAAGUGGCACUAUGAUGCCCCCAGCAAGAGCUGCACACGCUUCUGGUACGGAGGCUGUGGUGGAAACCAGAAUCGCUUUGACUCACAUGAGCAGUGUGAAAAGGCUUGUGGAAAACGAGCACCCGUCAAACAAGGAGUCAUCGCUGCGAUAAGAACAUAGGACAAAAAGUACAAACAUGGCCAGCUUUUACCUCUGUGUAGGGGAUUCUGAGGAGAAACAUCCAACAUGGCCAUACCAUAAGGAUGCAAUACCAAAGCAAUGGUGGAUGCACUGGAUUCCACAAAAAUAGACUUUAUCCCCCAAAUUCUUGAAAUAGUCUUUUUCACAGCAAGAAGGAAGGCAACACGAUUUGCUGCAUGAUUUGUUUUAACCUACUGGUGCUACAUAGUAUGUUUGUUUUAAAAGAUGGAGUUGUUAAGUGCAUUCGGUGUUGUAAUGUCAAGUUUCCUGGAACAUCAUAUGAGUAUUUUUUAAAAUGCAGUUUUAUAAUUAAGCAAGAAACAUAUAUGAAUAUCUUGGACAAAGAUUAGCAAUAAAUCAUUACACGCAGGACUGGCAUUAAUCAAUGCAGUAAUCUCUUUUUUUAUAUGUAUUUUUACAUUCAACAUUCACAUAGCAACAUUGGCUUUCAUAUUUUUUUUCACUUGAUCCCUGUGGAAUCAUUCCUUCACUAUGUCACAGAAUCCAUAGCAAUGUUUACACAAGUCUUGUAUGGCGGUGUGUGUAUUAAAAUGACAGUGACCAGCUGUUAGGAUGCAAAAAAUAUUAAUGUAACAUUAAGUGCACUUCUGGAUCCACUGCCUCAAACACACAAGUUCCAGCUAUUGAAAUAUGGAAUGUACUUGUCAAGCUGUUUUUAUUUUUGGUUUAAAUGAAAUUUGUGUUUCAUCUGGGUAUAGGAGAAAUAAAAGUGAACUAGACUUUCUAAUAAACAUGAGCAACUGA
Molecule: messenger RNA, 18649 nt
Organism: Thunnus maccoyii (southern bluefin tuna)
Lineage: Eukaryota; Metazoa; Chordata; Actinopteri; Scombriformes; Scombridae
Exons: 58
Coding region: 80-17863 (5927 amino acids)
Molecular function (GO): protein binding; serine-type endopeptidase inhibitor activity
Source: RefSeq, a predicted model, not a curated record